AUGACGUGCACCGAGGCAUGCUCCUUCCGCUCCUGUCACCCCAACAUUCGUACCACGCAUCUACCUUCCUAAUCACAUACACAACUCCGCGACACAUUAUCACCGCCGAACAACGCACCUGAUAAAGACCCCGCUCGCUCACCUUUCGCAAAGCUCGAUCGACUCCCUCGAAAUGCGCUUCUCUACCCUUUCCGUCUUGACCGCACUCUUCGCCGCUACCACCAUGGCUGUCGCUCCGCAGAGAUCGGUCAUUAUCAGCUUCCCCAACGACACUCCAGACCACAUUGUGGAGGAGGCUAAGGAGGGCAUCCGAAAGGCCAAGGGUGUUAUCACCCAUGAGUACAACAUCAUUAAGGGCUUCGCUGCCCAGGCCCCCGCUUCUGCCCUCGAAUUUGUGACGACAAUGGGCGAGCAGUACAAGGUCGAAAUUGAAGAGGACGGCGUCGUGACAACACAGGGUGAAGAGUAGACAUGUACUGCUGUUGGCGCAGACGACAAUCUUCUUCAGUUUGAACUGUACACACCUCUUGAUGGAGGAUUGCGACUAUAUGGGACGCGGCAGUCACUUUUGGUAUCUGGAGUUCGACAUGGAGUUCGACAUGGAGUUCGACAAGGAGUAC
Messenger RNA from Macroventuria anomochaeta, 620 nucleotides. RefSeq lists its product as uncharacterized. Lineage: Eukaryota; Fungi; Ascomycota; Dothideomycetes; Pleosporales; Didymellaceae. Gene Ontology annotation, biological process: vacuole fusion, non-autophagic. The record is from RefSeq and is a predicted model, not a curated record. Gene Ontology annotation, molecular function: endopeptidase inhibitor activity. Bases 173 to 469 code for a protein of 98 amino acids. The transcript has 2 exons.